AAACUUUUCUGAGCAGGGAACAUUUGCAGGUUAGAGGCUAUAUAAAGCUAUUGAAGGCUGACGACAAAAGCAUCCCACUUCAACUCCUAGGAUUUUCUAAACUCGAAGAAACUUCUGCAUUGGGGUUGAAAUGGCAAGUUUACGAGCUUUCUUGGUAGCUCUAUUCAUCUUUGCAGUGGCAUUUGAUCUAAGUUCAGUUAAUGCCAAAUUCUCCAAGAGCAUGUAUUUCUAUUGGGGUGCCCAUCAUUCGUCAAUACUUGGCAAUGGCGACGAUCUUCAACUUGUCUUGAAUCAGUCGUCAGGCUCUGGUGUUAAAUCGAAGCGUCCGUUCCUAUUUGGAAGCAUUCAAAUGUUAAUUAAGCUGGUACCUGGGAACUCAGCUGGAACUGUCACUGCCUAUUACGUAUCCUCUUCUGGGGACAGACACGAUGAAAUAGACUUCGAGUUCUUAGGGAAUACAUCUGGACAGCCAUACACCAUACACACAAACAUCUACACUCAAGGAAAUGGAAGCAGGGAACAGCAAUUCCGCCCCUGGUUUGACCCAACUGCAGAUUUCCAUAAUUACACUAUACAUUGGAACCCUACUGAAGUUGUGUGGUACAUUGAUAAUGUACCAAUCCGCGUAUACCGUAACUACGAAAAUGAGGGGAUUGCUUACCCAAACAAACAGGGAAUGAGGGUUUACUCCAGCUUGUGGAAUGCUGAUAACUGGGCAACUCAAGGUGGGCGAGUUAAGAUUGAUUGGACAGUGGCACCCUUCAUAGCAAGAUACCGCAAUUUUAGGGCAAGGGCUUGCAAGUGGAAUGGACCAGUUAGCAUAAAUCAAUGUGCUGCCAACACCCCAGCGAACUGGUGGACAUCCCCCGCCUAUAGCAAGUUGAGCAAUGCCCAAUUGGAUCAAAUGAAGCGGGUCAGAGACAACUACAUGAUCUACAACUACUGCAAUGACACUAAGAGGUUCAAUGGACAAAUGCCACCUGAAUGUUUUAAGGCACAGUUCUAAAAUGGAGCAAGGAUAUUCAUCCCGGAAACUUCGGUUCCUUUUCCUGCCACCAGCAUUCAACUGCAAUACAAAUUUUUCUUUAAACAUAUUGAUUUUGUUCUUCGUUUUUCGCAUCCGUGUUUCAUGCAAUUCCAGAUUUCAUUGUUUCCAUCCAAUGUAACGAUUGAUUUUGAACACUAUAUCCCAAAUAUAUGAUAUAAAGUUUGAUACAUUAA
Molecule: messenger RNA, 1221 nt
Organism: Populus nigra (black poplar)
Lineage: Eukaryota; Viridiplantae; Streptophyta; Magnoliopsida; Malpighiales; Salicaceae
Product: probable xyloglucan endotransglucosylase/hydrolase protein 26
Exons: 4
Coding region: 131-1006 (291 amino acids)
Biological process (GO): cell wall biogenesis; xyloglucan metabolic process
Cellular component (GO): apoplast; cell wall
Molecular function (GO): hydrolase activity, hydrolyzing O-glycosyl compounds; xyloglucan:xyloglucosyl transferase activity
Source: RefSeq, a predicted model, not a curated record